This is a messenger RNA of Soboliphyme baturini, 1179 nucleotides long. Lineage: Eukaryota; Metazoa; Nematoda; Enoplea; Dioctophymatida; Soboliphymatidae. The record is from the annotation of a GenBank genome assembly.
AAUACAAAUUAUUCGUCGAACGAUGGACUUACGUCAAAUCUUAUUGCAGACAACAUCCGCUCCCUUGGGACGAUACCCUUUGCGAUUGGUUCUACAGAGUUCACAAAACGGUUGUUGGGUAAACGUAUCAAACGAAGCCGCCUGGUGAAGAAAACCGGUGAGGUGAACGUCACCUACAACAACGUGCCAAAACUGGAAAGACAGUUUAUGAGGGACCUCUUCACGACACUCAUCGAUGUCAACUGGGGUUGCAGUCUUUUAAUCUUCUGCAGCUUGUUCGUCUUCACUUGGGUGCUGUUCGCUUUGAUCUACUACGUGUUGUCGUGGACACACGGCGACUUUGAUCAGUCAGAGAACGAUGGCGGGAAGCCGUGCAUCAGGAACGUCUACGACUUUGCCUCCAUCAUGCUUUUCUCCGUUGAAACACAGCAUACAAUUGGCUACGGUAAAAGGUACAUAACCACAAAUUGCUCGUCGACAAUUGUCGUGCUGUGCAUCCAGUCUAUAUGUGGCCUGUUAAUACAGUCAUUUGUUGCUGGAAUCGUUUUCGCCAAAUUGGCCAGACCCCGAAAAAGAGCCGAAACGAUAACGUUCAGUAAGGACGCGUGCAUUUCGUUAAGGAACGGCCAACUGUGUUUCCUGUUCCGGAUCGGGGACAUGCGCAACACGCACCUCGUCGAAGCUCACGUACGACUGCAGAUGAUUCGCCAGGCAAUCACUGAAGAGGGAGAAGUGCUGAUACUGCACCAGCAGGAACUGGACUUGGGCAUCAAUAAGGGGGCAGACAGACUGUUCCUCGUAUGGCCAACUACCGUGUGCUACGUCAUCGAUGCGAAAAGUCCCUUGUAUAAUUACUCAUGUGAGAGCACGGGCAUGACAGCUCAGGCGCUGACUUCUUAUGUGCCGUCGGAAAUCCGAUGGGGUCACAGAUUCGAGAAAUUGGUAACGUUCCAGAAACAAAACGGUGACUAUCAGAUCGACUGGAGUUAUUUUCACAGGACAUAUGCAGUUCGAACGCCAUUAUGUUCUGCUAAGGAACUUUCAGAGUACAAAGUGAGUAACUCGCAUCCAGAUCAUGGUGAUUACCAUCUAUCUGCCCUGGUCUGCUGCACAUUCGAACCUGAAUGCAGCGUCUGUACAGAAACUGUCAUUUUUGGCGGUCUUCUGACACUAAAAUGA